Molecule: messenger RNA, 1095 nt
Organism: Hyaloperonospora brassicae
Lineage: Eukaryota; Oomycota; Peronosporomycetes; Peronosporales; Peronosporaceae
Source: the annotation of a GenBank genome assembly
AUGUCGACGGUCGUGGUGGAGCAGCUCCGUGACUCGGAGAUGGCGACGCCAGCAAAAGCCGCAAGCGGAAGAGCUCAAGUCUCAGCGACGACCGGAGCCAAUGACGAGUCGAAAGGGAAGAGAAGGACGGAAACUGUGGACAAGGAGACAACAACGCGACAAGACGAGGCGGUGGCGCGCAGCAAUGCUGGUGGUGUGAGUCGAGUGACUGCUGUGGGCGGUGACGGGGACGGGCGUGGCACUCAUAGCGUCACGGGGAGUGCAAUCGAAGCGUCAAGGAAUCGAGUUGAGCAGAUGAAACGGCGAUUGCAAGUGCAGGUGCAGUUUGUGGAAAAAGCACGACGACAGAUUAUGGACGAGACACAUCCGGAUAUGACCGAGAGACUGCGAGAAGCGGCAAGAGAACGCGAUCAUUUGUUGGAGGUAGCAAGACAACGAAACGAGUACUUCCAGCAUGGCACGGCCGUGAUCUUUAACUACGAGUGCGAUGAAGCCAACUCGGAGUACGAUCUGCAGUGCGAGAAGCUGCGUCAGGACAUGCUGGAGGAGAUUCACCAUGAGAUGGAGAUUUUGAAUGACCAGCGCAAAGGAGGUCAAAGUUGCGUCCGAACCACAACGCGCAAGACACGCAGCACCCGCACGAAAGCGGGUCCAGAUCUAGGGCUCAUCCUUGACACGGCACAGAAGAUCAAGAAGCGGGCUGGGCAUGUCUUUCAGCCUCUAGAGAAGGAGUUGGGGCAGUCAGAGAUCGACCACGAUGUGCGCGAGCUCACGAGCGUUUAUGUGACGACUAAGAAACGACGCAUGGAGUUCGACACUGUCACGCCAGUAGCUAAAUUCUAUCGCAAUAAGUUUCUGUAUCGAGACUGGAUCUUCCAGGAAGGCGACGAGGUGUAUGUGCUCAACUAUUCUGUAUCGAGUGAAUAUGCAGCCGUCAUCUGCGGCAUUUCAUCGACUGAGCUCCUCGUCUUGUCGGAGAAGGGAAAGCACUAUCGGUUGGUUAUCAUGGACAUCCGGCAAGGUCGCGUCGUGCUCACUACCUUGUCAUCAGAGCAGGCUGCGUCCCGAGACGACCUCGGCGAUGAAAGUACUUAG